Molecule: messenger RNA, 489 nt
Organism: Scaptodrosophila lebanonensis
Lineage: Eukaryota; Metazoa; Arthropoda; Insecta; Diptera; Drosophilidae
Product: peptidyl-tRNA hydrolase 2, mitochondrial
Exons: 1
Coding region: 1-414 (137 amino acids)
Cellular component (GO): mitochondrion; cytosol
Molecular function (GO): peptidyl-tRNA hydrolase activity
Source: RefSeq, a predicted model, not a curated record
AUGCCCAUGUUAAGUAAAACACUAAAAAAAUUAAUAAGCACCAGCCUUGGUAAGCCAGCCAAACUAGCGUUAAUAGUGCGCAGCGAUCUGAAGAUGGGCAAGGGAAAAACUGCGGCACAGUGCGCACAUGCGGCUAUCAUGUGCUAUGAAAACGCAGCUCACGGCACAGCUGAGCAGUCGGCACUGCUGCAACAUUGGGGACGCAUAGGUCAGCCGAAGAUUGUGCUGCGUGUUGACACUUACGAACAGCUCAGCGGACUACAAAUACAAGCCCAAGAUGCUAACCUAGUGACUGCAUUAGUAAGAGAUGCUGGACGUACGCAGCUAGAACCUGGCACAGCAACAGUAUUGGGCUUAGGACCCGCUUCGGAUGUCGAAUUGGAUAAACUAGUGGCGCAUUUAAAAUUGUUAUGAGUGGAGAUGUUGAAAGUAAAGAUGGUUUUAUAUUGAGACUAAACAAUUUAUAUCGACACUUGUAACAUCAACUUA